GUAUGGACUCAAUUUGGGGCUUAUUACCGGCCUACUUAGCUGGUUCAAUGUGUGUGGACCUAGCACACGACGUGACGUGUUUCUGUAGCGGAGCCGAGUCGGGAGUAGGGAGCGCUGAGCGCGAGUCUCUGCGCAUCAGGGGUCGAGAGGGUUCUCAAGAGCGAACGCCGAUUUCCAGGAUUUCAUAUGCAUCGCCUCCUCGCUCGCGAGUUGAGAGGCCUUUUGUUUCGAAUGCCCUCUCCGUUCGCAAACCCAAACCUUUUUGACCGGCGCCCGCUCUUGGUUCUCGAUACCUGAGGCAUAUCGCGGCGAAAGCGAUACCCAUCCCAGAACGCGAUCGAUUAGCCGUCUAAUUCGAUUGCCCUCAGAGAGGCGAUGCCAAUAAGCGAAUUUUCGCGAUCGAAUAUCAUUUAUUCAACGAAUAGAUGAGUGGUGAGUGAUGCCGAUGAGCGGUGAAAGCGGGAGCCAAUCAGAGUUCAGAUUUUUUUUUUCUAUGAAAUUGACACGAAAAUUAAAAAAUAUCGAAUAUAAUUCAAAAAACGGCGGGAAAGAAGUGUUUUGUGAAGUGUUAUUUGGAUUUAAUGAGAUUUUCUGUGUUUUUUCAGGUUUUCUGACUUUCGGAAAUAGAGAUGGAUCCAUUAGUGCUAAUGGCAAUUAAAGAAAUCCUUUUUGUUGAGGAAGAUGAUGAUGCUAUGAACAUUGCAUCGCAGAUGAUGGGAGCUUCAUAUGCAUCAGGAACGGCAGCGAUCAUUGGUCUGAUGGCAAACCGCAACCAGCGAGAAACGCAUUUCCGACCGCAAGGUUAUUGUGAAAUGACAGAAAAUUAUUUGGACGAUGAUUACCAAAGACUAUUCAGGAUGAAACCAGACACAUUCGAUGUCUUGUUACAAUACUUGAGAAUGAAGUAUCCGAGCAUUGCUAUGCCUUACUCUGGAGGCCUGCAGCCUGUGUCAGCAAAGAAAAAACUACAAGUAGCUCUGAUGUACCUUUCAUCGCAAAUGACGCUCCGAAGAAUAGGAGAUAUUUUAGGGAUUGCUGAUUCAACAGUAAUGGUGGCAAAAGAUGAAAUCGUUGAAAUGCUUUGCCGAUCCGCUAAAUAUUUCAUCCGCUGGCCAACAGAGGCAGAGGCACAGACAAUAUCAAACGAAUUUCAGGAAAUUGCAGGCUUCCCAGGAGUGAUUGGAGUCAUAGAUGGUAGCCACAUUUCUGCCAAGUUUAGAAAAACAAUUGGAAACAGCUACAUAAAUAGAAAAAUGUUCAAGUCAGUCGUUUUACAAGGUGUCUGUACUAGCAAACGCUUUUUUACACUUAUCUUUGUUGGAGCACCUGGCCGUGUGCACGAUGCACGUGUAUUUAGAUUAUCAAGUUUGAAAAGAGCCAUAAAUCAAAAGGGUAGAAAGGCACUAUUUUACCAAGACCGUUACCACUUGCUUGGGGAUCCGGCUUACGCCUUGACAUCGUACAUGAUAGUCAGGUAUAAACAUUGGAACUUGACAGUGGCGCAGAAACGCUUCAACAAGCGACAUAGUCAAACCCGAGUGAAAAUAGAGAACACCUUUGGGUUGCUGAAAGGAAGAUGGGCCCGGCUCCAACAUAUAAACACAUACAAACACGAGAAAAUCUCAAAAACUGUAACGGCGGCGUGUGUUCUGCACAAUUUUUGUCUGUUACAACAUGAUUAUAUAGACCACUUAGUGUACAACGAGCCACAGCAAAUAAUUCAAGACCCCCUGGGAGUUGCUCCAAAUGAAGCUGUUCAAUAUCAAUUAGGUCUAGCAAAACGAUUGCAGAUCACAGCUACACUUGUGUAAAUUGCUUCGCCACAGUUCAUACUGCAAUAAUUUUUUUCACUUUCACUGAACCAUCUUAAAAUUUUCCAUUUACAAAUUAGAUAUUGUUUCAGUAUAGUUCUUAGCAUUUUAGUUGAUUUUGUAUUCUCUUCUUGUAACAUGUAACUUUGCCUUACUGAAAGAAAAGCCUUGUCAUUAGAUGUAUUCUAUCCGUUAUCAGCUUAAUAAUGGAGUUGACGUCAAACUAUCAGUGAAGUGUACCUGAUAUGUUAUAUUAAAUUGAUCUGACUCAUAGGUAAAUACACAAGAAAGUACAUGA
This is a messenger RNA of Bemisia tabaci, 2109 nucleotides long. Its product is annotated as putative nuclease HARBI1. The record is from RefSeq and is a predicted model, not a curated record. NCBI's taxonomy places the organism in Eukaryota, Metazoa, Arthropoda, Insecta, Hemiptera, Aleyrodidae.